GCUGCUCCCCGCUGGGCCGGGCCAGCAGCGCUCCCGUCCCGCCCGACCGAGGCCGGCCUGGUCUCGCGGGGACCUGCCCCGGAACCGCCCCCCGAGACGGUAGCGGCUCGGGGCUAUGUGGCGAGUGACGGGCUCCCUGUGCCGGGCCAGCUCCCGCGGCUGGCAGAUGCGGCUGCCCUGGCCCAGCCCCAGCCCCGCACCGACCCCUGCGAUGGCCUCUGCCUGCAGCCUCUCCUCGGCGGCCCCCUCCAUCCGCCUCUCGCCCGCCGCCCGCAGCCUCUUCGACGAGCCGCUGGCCAUCGCCGUGCAGGGCCUGGGCCCGCGGCAGCCGGUCACGCUGCGGGCGUCCUUGCGGGACGAGACAGGCGAGCUCUUCCAGGCCUGCGCCCGCUACCAAGCGGGGCACGACGGGGAGCUGGACCUGGCCCGCUGCCCUGCGCUGCCGGGAGGCAGCUUCUGCGGCCUGGAGCCCAUGGGGCUGCUCUGGGCUUUGCAGCCCGAGAAGCCCUUCUGGCGGAUGGUGAAGCGGGACGUGCAUAGCCCCUUCGUCCUGCAGCUGGAGGUGUUUGAUGGCCACGGGGACCCCCCCGGUCGGCUCCUGGCCCAGGCGCAGCACGAGCGGGCGUUCCUGCGGGAUGGGGUGCGGAGAGUCCCGGUGCGAGACGGGAGGAUCCGGGGGACGCUCUUCCUGCCUCCCGGAAAUGGCCCCUUUCCAGGCAUUAUUGACCUGUACGGAGUUGGAGGAGGACUCAUCGAAUACAGGGCAUGCCUGCUGGCCAACUAUGGCUUUGCUGUGCUGGCUCUGGCUUACUAUGGCUAUGAAGAUCUCCCCAAAAAGAUGAAGGAACUCCACCUGGAAUAUUUUGAAGAAGCCGUAAACUAUAUGUUACAACACACCCAGGUUAAAGGUCCGGGAAUUGGGUUGCUUGGAAUCUCCAAGGGGGGUGACCUGUGUGUCUCCAUGGCCUCCUUCCUAAAGGGUAUCACGGCCACUGCUCUUAUCAACGGCUCAGUGGCAAAUGUGGGCACAGCGCUCCGCUACAAGGACAUCACCAUUCCACCCCUUGGUUUCAGUGUAGAACGCGUCAAGAUCAGCGAGUCUGGGAUUGCUGAUAUUGUCGAUUCACUGGACAACCCACUAGAAGGGCCUGGCCGCCAAAGCUUUAUCCCUUUGGAGAAGGCUGAGUGUCGCUUCUUGUUCAUUGUUGGCCAGGAUGAUCACAACUGGAAAAGUGAAUUCUUUGCAGUUGAGGGGAGCAAACAUUUGCAAGCUCAUGGGAAGGAAAAGCCUGAGAUAGUCUGCUAUCCUGGAGCAGGGCACUACAUUGAACCCCCUUUUUUCCCAAUGUGUGCAGCCUCAAUGCAUGUGCUGGUUGGCAAGCCUGUGGUUUGGGGAGGGGAGCCCAAGGCACACUGCGAGGCACAGAUAGAUGCUUGGCAGCAGAUCCAAGCUUUCUUCUGCAAACACCUCAUGGGCAAGCCAUCUGGAACAUCCAGUAAGCUGUGAUGUGAGUUAGGUUACUUUACAGAUGAAAAGUCUGGUGUUUCAAAUUUGUUUUGUUAAAUGCCUCUGAAUGAGAACAAAGAACAUCAGAGAAUAAGCUGUUGGGUUUCUUGGGGGAUGAUAGUAAGCAAAGGUGUGAGGGCUGCUUCCUUUUAACACCCUUCUCUAAUGUCGUUUAGAGGUCUUGGUGCCCUGUUAUGUGUAGUAUGGGAUUACAGGCUGUAGGAAAAUGAUGGUGGUACGGUUGGAUCUGCUUUGAAUGUUAAUUUAAGCGACUCAUUAAUGAAUGUUAAUUUAAGUAACUCAUUUAAGCUGAGAAGUUGGAUGAAAAUUUGCCUUGGUUUUCUCAGAAGAAACAUUAUUUUUGCCAUUGCCCUUACCAGAGCCAGGUAUUUUGUGCUCUAUUUUUUCUUAAAGCAGCUUCUCUCUUCCUGCCUCUACUAAUCUUUCUGGUCUCCCUGUGCACAUCGUUGCUCCUUCUUCUUCUCCGACAUCGCUGAGAUGCAUCUUAGUAUCUAAUAUUUCAUUUACCAAAAGAAGCAAUACUGUGCCUGCAUCCUCAGAGAAUACAUCUCUCAUUUAUAGCCAACAACAGUCCAUAGCCUAAUGUGACGUUCUGGGCAUGUGCACUAGAAGUUUUGGAACAGUUUGUACAAACAGUUUGUACUGUACAAAACUGUACAGUUUUGGAAAGUUCAUAAGCAGGAAGAAACAACAGAAUUGGACCCAUUGGUAGUCAUACGCAGAGCUGCUGGUGGGCAUCUCCUCAGCAAGGCUGGAUAUCACCGCACAGGUCCACAGCACUGCUGGAGGGCAGUUUCUCCCUGCUUGUACAUUCCCUUCAUGCGUCCACAGCUGCCUGCUUGUAAGCGCUGAUAAAAAUAGCAAGUCUAUGAAGCUGGCAUGGCAGCUCCGUGAGGCAGCUUCGCCUUGACAUGGACUAGCGCCAUGCAGGCAGGUUGGUGGGGCUGCGUUGAGUGUGGGGAGCGGGCUGAGGCACAGGUAGCUGUGGCAGGCACUGGCCUCCGUCCCGCCAGGCCCCACAGGCCACAUUCCCUGAGGAAUGGGGGCCAGCGGAGCGCUUCCCACCCGCUGCCUGCGGAUAUCCCGUAACGCCUGGCACCCGAGUGCGAGUCUGGGACGAGCAGCACUGAAUGGCACCCGUGGGGUGCUGGUGGUCUACGCUGCUGCGUACAAGUCAGUUUUUAACGCGUCGGUCCUGCAGCCCCGAGCUGGGUGGCUGUGGUCUGGGUUGCUGUUCGUGUUGAGGUGAAUUCUUUAUGCGUUUUGCCUUCACAAUCUUUUUAACGGAUUAAAAAGAAACGUUAACCAGGG
Messenger RNA from Strigops habroptila (Kakapo), 2839 nucleotides. Its product is annotated as acyl-coenzyme A thioesterase 1-like. The record is from RefSeq and is a predicted model, not a curated record. Bases 116 to 1507 code for a protein of 463 amino acids. The transcript has 3 exons. Gene Ontology annotation, biological process: acyl-CoA metabolic process; fatty acid metabolic process. NCBI's taxonomy places the organism in Eukaryota, Metazoa, Chordata, Aves, Psittaciformes, Psittacidae. Gene Ontology annotation, molecular function: fatty acyl-CoA hydrolase activity.